ACAUGAACCUGUCACAUUCUGUUCUUACUAGCAUUCUCAUACACAGAAAUUAAUUCUACAACUAUAAAUCCAUCAUAUUCUUGUUUUUGAGGAUUGAAAGAGAGUCAUUUUCAUGGUCUUGUCCUCUCUUCUUCCUUAGGAGGAAGGGAAAUACUAUGUAGGUACUUAUUGUAUUGAGGAAAAUGGGGUCUAUAGGAAACCCAAAACCCUGGGUGCCAUACAUGAACAGCAGAGACUGUUCUCAGGGCUUCUGCAGCAUCUACUGCCCUCAAUGGUGCUACAUCAUCUUCCCUCCUCCACCUCCUCUAGAAUUUCCUGAGGAUGAUUCUAGCCCAAGUCUCUCUCCUCUUACUAUUGCCAUCAUCGGCAUCUUAGCCAGUGUUUUUCUUCUAGUAAGUUACUACGCAAUUAUAUCCAAAUACUGUGGCACUGUGGACUCCUCAAGAAGAAGAGAAAGCCACCAACAGAUUGAAGAAACACAUGACAAUCACGACCCAUCUCUCCACGAGCCAUGGCAGACAAGGACAACCGGCUUGGAUGAGGCUCUGAUCAAGUCCAUUACGGUUUGCAAGUACAAGAGUGGAGAUGGGUUGAUUGGAGAAACAGAUUGCUCUGUUUGUCUCAGUGAAUUCCAAGAAGAUGAGAGCAUAAGACUCCUCCCAAAAUGUAGCCAUGCUUUUCAUGUUCAUUGCAUUGAUACAUGGCUUAAAUCUCACUCCAAUUGCCCUUUGUGUCGUGCCAACAUAAUCUUCAUCACUUCUUCACCCCUUCAAUUGCCUCCUCCGGCAACAGAAACUCCUCCGGUGAAUGAAUCUUCCAGCCAUAAUAUUGGAAAUGCAGCCGCCAACACAGAAAGGGGUCCGGAGGCGGAAAGGGUACUACAAAAUGAGGCGAACAUCGAAACGCCGAAAAGCCCAUUUCGUGGUUUUAGAGAUUCAGGGGACUUCGAGACUCGGGACACCAUAAUCGAAAUUAGAGAUGAAGGGUAUCCACGGAUGAGAAGAUCGGUUUCCAUGGAUCAUUGCUGGCUUUCCAUUUCCGAUGUUCUACAGAUAAAUCAAGUUGAAGACGACGGAGUAGGGGGUGCUGGACCGUCGAAACAAUCAUCGGAGGCGGGCAAGUCCAGCUACAGAAAGAGAAUAAAGAGAUCUUUCUCGAGUGGGAGAUUCUUCAUCACCAGGCAAGGAAGACUCAGAGACACAAUGAUUCCUCUCUGACUCUGAUGGAACCAAGAAAUAAAAAUAAAAAACAAAAUACUAUUAGUAUUUUUUUUUUCUUUUAUAAUUACAUGUAAAAUUUGAAAAAUGAUUUUUGGAGAGCUUUUGUGUAAAUUUUUUUUUUUCAUGUCAUUAAUGGGCUAUUUUUAGGUUAGUAGAUGGAUAAUACUAUAUGCAUUAAUUUAUUUAAUUAAAUUUAAAUUUUUAA
Molecule: messenger RNA, 1425 nt
Organism: Rubroshorea leprosula
Lineage: Eukaryota; Viridiplantae; Streptophyta; Magnoliopsida; Malvales; Dipterocarpaceae
Source: the annotation of a GenBank genome assembly